Sphaerodactylus townsendi is the source of this 2475-nucleotide messenger RNA. RefSeq names its product cytosolic phospholipase A2 delta-like. The transcript is spliced from 21 exons. Gene Ontology annotation, cellular component: cytosol. Gene Ontology annotation, molecular function: calcium-dependent phospholipid binding; calcium ion binding. Gene Ontology annotation, biological process: glycerophospholipid catabolic process. Lineage: Eukaryota; Metazoa; Chordata; Lepidosauria; Squamata; Sphaerodactylidae. Bases 1 to 2475 code for a protein of 824 amino acids. The record is from RefSeq and is a predicted model, not a curated record.
AUGUCUGAGAAGGUGACUACCAGCUACCAGAAGGUUCAGGCCUUUCCCACUUGGCUGCUAUCUGUGAAAAUCUUGCAAGCUAAAAAUAUAAGGAAAGCAGACAGAUGUAAUGGAGCAGAUUGCUAUAUAAUGCUGUGGCUGCCAACAGCUUCAAAGGAGAAAGCGAGAACUCACACUGUUCUGAAUUCUACAGCACCAGUAUGGAAUGAAACCUUCCAUUUUGUGAUCCAGAGUCAAGUCAAGAAUGUCUUGGAACUGAAGAUUUUUGAUGAACGUUUUCAUUCCAGUGAUGACCUUCUCUUUACCAUUCUCUUUGAUGUAGCUGAAGUCUGUUCUGGAGAGAGAAUCCUGGCAAAUUUCAUUCUAAAUUCAGAGAGAAAGGAAGAACUGGAUGUGGAGUUUGCAGUGCAGGAACAUCUAGGUGAUCUUGAAAGCCUCGUCACAAAUAAUGUCCUGGUGUCUCGUCCAGUUUCCUGUUUAAAUGUUCAUGUGUUCAAGGAGAAGAGCAUGAAGAAAUUGAAAGAAGAAAAUGACCUUGAACUAAGAGUGAACGGAUCAUAUGAAGAUACAUGGAAAGUGGCUUUGGAAUCUGGAUUGGCAGAAUCAUUUCCCUUCCAUUACACAACAUACUGGGAACCAGAAUUAAAUGCUCAUCUGCAGUUCACCAGACAACAGCAAGGUCUGUACCAGUUGAGAUUCAAGGAAGCAGGCAUUCCAAAGCAUUGUUCAAGUAAUGAGGAGCAAGACAAAGAAAAUUCUUCUGCAUCCUUGAUUAUGCCUCUUAAAUUACUUUCUUCAGGAAAGGACGUGAAAGUAAUUCUUCCUGUGUCAGCGGAUUCUGAUCUGGAACUGAAGUUACACACAAAGGCCUGCUCAGAACACCUUGAUGUGCGGUUGGGAUUUGACUUAUGUAAAGAGGAAAACUCUUUUCUGCACAAACGGAAAGAAGUGGUGGCUGCUGCUCUGAAAAACAUCCUCCAUCUGAAAGACACUCUGCAGGACCAUGAGGUUCCAGUAGUGGCAGUCAUGGCAACUGGAAGUGGAUGCAGAUCAAUGGUGUCUUUUUGUGGGCAGCUCUCAGGAUUGCAGAAGCUUAAUAUUCUGGAUUGUAUAACAUAUAUCAGCAGCACUUCUGGCUCAGCUUGGGUUGUGUCAAAUUUAUAUAAAGACUCUAAUUGGUCCCAGAAAGAUCUGGCAAGGCCAAUCCAUGAGGCCAAGAAGCACCUAACCAAAAACAAGAUUAGCACUUUUUCUCUGGAUCAUCUAAUUCAUUAUCAAACGGAGCUGAAACAUAGGGAUGAACAGGGCAUCUCUACUUCUUUCAAUGAUCUGUGGGCAGUUGCUCUUGAGACUAUCUUGCAUGAUAAGGUUGAUGAUUUUAAACUGUCUGAUCAGCAGCAGGCUGUGAAUGAAGGGCAGAAUCCCCUACCUCUUUAUUUAGCCCUUAAUGUGAAAGAAAACCAAAUUUCUGCCUUUGAUUUUAAAGAAUGGUGUGAAUUUUCUCCUUAUGAAACUGGUUUUCUGAAAUAUGGUGCAUUCAUUCACUCAGAAGAUUUUGGAAGUGAAUUCUUCAUGGGAAAACUAAUGAAGAAAAACCCAGAGUCUCGGAUCUGUUUUUUAGAAGCAUUAUGGAGCAAUACUCUUGCUGUGAAUUUGCUUGAUGACUGGAAUAAACUGAGCAGCACCGAUGCAUAUUGGCAGAAACUUAUUCGAAGCAAAAUAAGAAAUAUUGAGAGAGGUCAUGUUCCGCCUCAGAAGUCCACCUACUUGGAGACGUCUUGGAUCUGCCCUGAAGGGAUGCUGUCUGAGGUUAUAAGAGAUGUUUUAACUGAUCGUCCUUUGCAUUAUCAUGCCCAUAAUUUUCUCAAGGGUUUACAUCUGCACAAAGAUUACUGCGAAGAUAGCCAAUUCUCUGUAUGGAAAGACUGUCAACUAGACCAGUUCCCUAAUAGACUUACUCCAUCAGAAGAUGAGAUAUCAUUGGUUGACGCUGCAUAUUUCAUCAAUACCAGUUGUCCCCCACUCUUGAGGGAGGAGAGAAAAGUGGAUGUCAUUUUAUCAUUUGAUUAUUCCCUGGAUACCCCUUUCCAGUCUGUAGAGCAAAUGGAAAAAUACUGCGAGGAGCAGGGAAUUCCUUUCCCCAGGAUUUCACUGAGUGAGGAAGACAAGAAGAAUCCAAGAGAAUGUUACCUGUUUGUUGAUGAUGAGAAUAAAAAAGCUCCCAUAGUGCUUCAUUUCCCACUUGUGCUUGAUAGUUUUCAGAACUUCAAAGAACCUGGAGUGAAACGUAGCAAAGCAGAGAUGGAAGAAGGUACAGUCCCUCUUGCUGGCUGUCAGUCUCCAUAUCACUUGAUGAAUUUUACCUAUACUAAGAAGGAUUUUGACAAACUCCUGAAACUGACUGAGUACAAUGUCCAGAAUAACAGAGACUGGAUUCUUCAGGCUUUCUGCAUAGCCAUAGAACAGAAAAAAUGA